AUUUGACAGCACUAUUUUUAUCGUUAUCGAAUUUGAAAUUACUUCUACCAUUUCAUCAAACUCCCAUUUUUUUUAAAUCAAAAUUUGUAAAAUGGACGUUAAGUGGAAUCGAACUUGGAAACGUCUGGUACGAGAGCAUUUUAAGAACCAAGUUAAAAUUCAGCGCUUGCAUCAUGAGCUUCAGCGCUUUCAAAAUAAACACAACCGCAUUCAGCGGAAUAUCGACAAUGAGGUUCAUGACUAUGAGUACAAGGUCCAAUUAUUAAACAACUUGCGUACUGAAUUAGACAACUAUGUGGAACGCAACAAAAGAAAAUUAUCGUCGACUAAGCGCGAAACGAUUAAAAAAUUGCGUGAAAUCUUGCCUGGUGAUUCUUUAGCUAAACAGGUGAAGCAAAUGGAAUUAUUUGCGACAAAAAUGGAUUCCACUCAAGGCCAAGAGACAACUUCUGAGGCCAGAGUAUCCUUGGCCCAGGUGAAGACAAAGCCGGCAGUUGAAAAACGUUUAGCCAGAAUAGAAGCUGACAGAAAGGCAUUAGAAAGGAUCAAUCAUAGAACUUUUGUGGCCAUGAAUGAUAUUCGCCAAUUGCAAUUUACUCUACGAUAUUUAAAGCGCUCUCAGUGCAACAAAUUAAAGGUAAAUCCGUACAUUGAUCGAACCAAUUGGCUAGAGGUGACAGCGAAACCAGAAGCAAAGAAUAUCAGUGCCACCAUAGCAUUGAAAUGUUUACAGAAAUCAAAUAAGAACAACAAAAACAUCGUUACUAAGCAAAUUCUUGAUGUUCGACCACCAUUUAUACUUAAGAACAUACCUGAACUAAUGCCAGAUAGGUAUCAUUACCUUAACAAGACAGAAAUGGAUAAUAAGUAAAAGAUGUUGAAUAAUAAUUUAUUAAGCCAGAAUUAGUCUACCUAAGCCUAAGUCUAAUCUUGUCCAGCUCCAUAUCUUCCUUACAGUCAUAUAUACAUACAUACAAAUACAGUUUACAAAUAACCAACAAUCUUUGUUGCAUAUGGCCUGCCUCUUAGCUUUUAUGCGCAUCUUCUACUCUCAACAGAAUCCUGGAUUUGUGUGCUCGAUAAUGCAACGCUUGCAGUAUUUUUUCACCGCUCGAUAGCCCUCAAUGGAUAUCUGGCAAUCUUGUAUGUUAAGCUGCUGUAGUCCCCGACAAUAGUAUGCUAUGCACUGGACUCCACGAUCCGUGAUCAUAUCACAAUUUCUUAAGCUCAGUUUCUUCAAAUUCGGACAGCUUUCGGCAAGAGCUCGCAGUCCGGCGUCGCUCACAUCGCAUUUGCCGAUGUCUAAGGCUCGCAACCGUGGGCAGGAUCUGGCCAAUACUGUUAUGGAAUCAUCGCUCACUGCCUCGCAGCCACGAGAAUUCAAAUAACGUAACUUAUAGCAACGUCUAGCUAUGACUUUUAAUCCUGCAUCCGACACCCGUUCGCACUUGGCUACUGAUAGAUACCGUAAUGCGGCCCCCAAUUUUGCCAAUUCGUACAAUCCAAAAUCCGUAA
Drosophila willistoni is the source of this 1515-nucleotide messenger RNA. RefSeq lists its product as uncharacterized. Lineage: Eukaryota; Metazoa; Arthropoda; Insecta; Diptera; Drosophilidae. The transcript has a single exon. The record is from RefSeq and is a predicted model, not a curated record. The coding region runs from base 92 to 871 and encodes 259 amino acids.